UGAAUGUUUUUUCUACACAUACGUGAAAGACUCGAGCAAGCGUCUGCGUCAAUACAUUUACUUUUUGUUUACGUUUAUUGAAAUCAAGCGUUCCUCAAUUAAACCAAUUUCUGGAUAUGAUUGAUUAAGGUAACGGCAGUGCAUCAAACCACUUUGGAGAAGAAACAUGUAUCAGUAAACGUCAAUAGUUUACUGGUGUUGGACUUUGUGUUGAACAAAGAGUAUAGUCAGACAUGGAAGAACGGGACACCGUAGCCAUCCUGCCCACGGAUAACCUUACAUCCUCGGACGAUGAAAUCACAAAUUCUUCACCGAACGAAGAGGUAGAGAUUCAGAGAAAUAGUUGCAGACGUCCUCCAUUUGCCUGUCCUUUCGGCCUGUCUGUUGAGCCAGUCUUAUUUCUUGCCAUGUUCUCGAUAGCUCUCCAAGCCCCUCUGUCCACUCAAUAUUUAUGGGAGCGCAUCAGCGAGGAUCUGGGAUACAACGGUACCAAGGGCGGGGGGUGCGGCAAUACCUCGGCGGACCCAGACCCUCUUCAAAAGGAGGUGGAGACCCUGACUGCCCACUGGAACCUGUACAUUAACCUGGGGGGCUUUGCAGUAGGAGCGGUGGUGACGACCCUCCUCGGCUCAUGGAGUGACCAAGCCGGCCGGAGACCUGUCCUCAUCCUGCCCAGCAUGGGCCUGGCUCUGCAGACGGUAGUGUACCUGGUGGUGAUGUACCAGAAGUUGCCCGUGGCCUACUUCCUUCUGGGGCGGCUUUUAAGCGGCCUCUCUGGGGACUUCAACUCCAUCCUGGCCGGCUGCUUCUCGUACGUGGCCGACACCAGUGACCGAAGGUCGCGUACGUUCCGGGUGGCGGUGCUGGAGGCGUGCCUCGGCCUGGCGGGAAUGUUCGCCAGCAUCAUCGGCGGGCAGUGGCGCCGGGCCCAGGGGUACAUCAACCCUUUCUGGCUGGUGCUAGCCACCAACCUGGCAGCCGGCCUGUACGCCUACCUGUUUGUCCCCGAGUCUGUGACGCUAGACCCCAGUGCAAAGCUCCUCACCGCCCGCCACCACCGGGCCAUCUACCGCCUCUACUCCGGGAGCGGUGGCGGGGGGGAGGGGGGAGGAGGAGGAGGAGGAGGAGGAGGAGGGGGGGGCGGGGCCUGGGCCUGGCGGCGGAGGCUCUGGCUCUACACGCUGUGCUUCUUCCUGGUGGUGACGGUGCACUUCGGCAGCAGGGAGCUCUACGUGCUCUACGAGCUGAGCGCCCCCCUGUGCUGGGGCCCCGCGCUGAUCGGCUACGGCUCGGCGGCCCAGCACCUGGGCUACCUGAGCAGCCUGCUGGGCCUGAGGCUCCUGCAGCUGUGCGUGGUCGACUCCUGGGUGGCCGUCGCCGGGCUGGCCUCCAACGUGGUCGGGCUGGCGGUGAUCGCCUUCGCCGACAACACAAAGCUCAUGUUUACGGGUUAUGGCCUGUGUUUCCUCUACAUGGCUGCCACCCCGGUGCUCAGGUCCAAGCUCUCCAAGCUAGUUGGCCCAUCAGAACAAGGUGCCCUGUUUGCCUCGGUUGCCUGUGUGGAGGGUUUGUCGUCUCUGGUGGCCAGCGGCCUCUUCAACUCCAUCUACCCAGCCACGCUGCACCUCCUCAAGGGCUUCCCCUUCCUCUUCGGUGCCAUCCUCCUGCUCAUCCCUGCUGGAGUCAUCGGGAGCCUGGAGUGUCUGGACGAAAGAAGAGAGAACAGAGACGCCAGGGAAUCUUAACAGAGAGCCAAAGUCCACCAGUAUAUCUGAUCAUUGACCCACAGUCUCAGCGUGGAUGUCAGUGCACUUGCAUACCACUAUGACGUCUGGGGGGGGGGGAUUUGAGCUGCAGAUUCAUUGAUUUUCCUACAUAUCAAACCAAAGAAAAUCAAACUAAACUAGCAAUAAUCUUUUUUUAAACUAAAUGUGAAUAGGUUUUGGUGAGAUCAUUGCUGAUUUAAAUAUUAACCCCAAGAGCAAUAUGUUCCUUUUUAAUUAUAUCAAGACAAUGCAAAAAACGGUGCAAACGUGAAGCCUAAAGCUGCUUUCUUUGAAUGUAAAGGGACUUGGUGAGAUUGAGUUAUACUAUUGAUACAAUAUAACACUGGAGGUGUCAUAGCAGAUUGAUGGGCACGAGUGUGUGGGCACACAUUUCAUGUGUGUUUGAGUCUGACCAUCAGUUAGCUAAAUAACUAAACCAGGGGGAUUUAAAUGCUAAGUAGCAUAAGCACCAUUCAGGGAUUACCAAAUUACAUCUGAAGCUCCCUCCAAAUGAAACGGAUAGUUCAGAGCAAAUUCCCCGUGGAGUCCUGAUUGCUCCAACACCAAGUAUCGGAUAGCCCUGGAGCACAAGGGGUGCAUAGCAGACAUGUGAAGAGCACAGUGUUAGGGCGGAGGCUAACUAAAGUAGGGGAACUAAUAUGUGGUUGUCUGAAUACUUUUUUUCACAAUUUUAGGCGACUAACAUGUUUUGUCAAAUGUAUCUGUGGGAUUUGCCAAAGUUAAUCUUCAUAUUAUUAAUAGAACCUUAAUUCUAAUGUGAAUGUAUGCACUUUUUUUUUGUACAUUGUACAACCAGAUUUUGUAUAAGCUAUGCAAUUGUUCAGCCAAACAUUUUAUUGUGAUUUAGUUCAACAUUUGAUGAGAUGAAUAGAGAUCUGUAUGAAACUGCACAGGCACAUAUUGUAAAGCAUUGCAAUAAAACUUUAUUUUGUAUCUUA
This is a messenger RNA of Gadus morhua (Atlantic cod), 2725 nucleotides long. It is a transcript of the gene slc46a1, whose product is annotated as solute carrier family 46 member 1. Gene Ontology annotation, molecular function: transmembrane transporter activity. The transcript has 6 exons. The coding region runs from base 234 to 1745 and encodes 503 amino acids. Gene Ontology annotation, biological process: transmembrane transport. Gene Ontology annotation, cellular component: plasma membrane. Lineage: Eukaryota; Metazoa; Chordata; Actinopteri; Gadiformes; Gadidae. The record is from RefSeq and is a predicted model, not a curated record.